This is a messenger RNA of Klebsormidium nitens, 3338 nucleotides long. Lineage: Eukaryota; Viridiplantae; Streptophyta; Klebsormidiophyceae; Klebsormidiales; Klebsormidiaceae. The record is from the annotation of a GenBank genome assembly.
CAUGCACUUGGGCUAGCUAGUAGUAGAGGCAUGCUGCGUUCUGACGUCUCCAGAAUGGAGGAAGGGUCUAUGAAGGAUAGGCCCUAUCCUUCAUGUGCCCCCAAUUCGGGGCCUGUUCACUGUGUUGUGGAGUUAAACAAUGCCAAACAGCAGUUUGAAGUUUUUCUGAACUCUUUGUAGGUGUGCAGCGCAUGUUCUUUGAGCUGGCAGGAUGAGGCCCGCCCUGGUCCUCUUUGCAGCUGCUGUGCUUGCUGCCGCCACAGUCCUCGUCAAGAGCAAGAGUAAUAGACAAGGAAGAAAGGCCCCAGAGAGGGAAGUUGUGUUGCCGGUUGCUAUUGUGCAACAUAGCAUCCCCAAGCAUUUGGCUUCAGAAGCACCGCUUGAGGAGCUAGAUGGCCCUCCAGAUCGCUGCCCUGGUGACUUGGCUGUGGCUGGGGUUGAAACAGUGGCCUGCAAGGAGGAUGAGGGGCAAGAAAGGGGCAGCAAAAAGUUGGAGAAAGAUGACAGGGCGGAAGGAUGUGAAUCCCCGGUAGUGGUGGGGCCUGCGCCAAUGGCAGGGGGGAAUGGAAGUGCUCCCUGUAAGGAAGGCCGGCGUGACAAGGGGAAAGAUCCGAAUGGAGUGGGGCCUGCAGGAUGCGAGUUCCCCUUGAAUCGCGCAGUGGUUGAGCGGGAGGAAGUGGAGGAGGAAGAGGAGGAGGACCCAUGGGCAGAUUAUGAGAUUGAGUGCGCCCGGCCCCUGGGCGGCGUCGAGGAAAAUUGGGUGCGCGCCGUCACAUCUGGCACCGGCGUGUCCGUCAUCAUGGUCGUCAUCGCGCGCCAGGUGGCAGCCUGGCAGGUCACCCACGCCGGCCGAGAGCUCCAAUGCCGCCACGCGAUGCUGCGCAGCUGGAUCGUCUUUGACCGAGAUGGCAGGCCUCGGUUUGAGAUCUCCAAGCAUCCGUUUCUGAGGGCCGGCGUGGACAAUGUGCGCUUGAACUCCUCCGGGGGGGUGGAAAUAACUCCAACGGCGGGGGGGAGAAUGAUGGGAAGCCCUGCAGAGGGGGUGGACUGCGCGGUUUCGGAUUGGCACCAGAUCCUCGAGUGGGAGCUGAACACUCCCAUCGGGAAAGUGACGGCACCACCUACGACGGGCGUCGACACCAGUGAGGACCGCUUUCCGGCCCUGGGGCUAAAGCUCCACUUUCUCCCGGGGGGGCGGUGCUCGGUAGCUCUGCGGGUGCACACUGCCGCAUGCGACUAUGCGGCAGUCGCCCUAGCCGCAGGCGAGUUUGUGAACCUACUGGACCAAGUUGUUGCGCAGACUGACGAGCAGACUUUUUCGGGGGGGUCGUCGAGCGCCCCCCCGGUGGGGAUGAAGCGCGUUUUCAGCAACGCGGGGCUGCAUCAGGAGGACGAGUGGCUGAUUGGGGAGCAGUGCGAGGGCUCUCCGGGGGGGUUCAAGAUGAGACGCGCGGUCAGCAGUCAUAAGCUCCACCGUAAUGAGUCAGCCGAGCACCUGGCGGUGGGGGGCAUGAGGAAAGUCCAGAGCGCGCUGCAUCUAGAGCGGGGUGGUUUUGGCAGCUUCUUCAACCCUGAGAGCCGCUCGUCCAUUGCUUCGAGUGAGGGGGUCACAAAGCACCAUAACGGAACAUCGGGGGGGUCCGAAACAAGCUCGCGAAGUGGGGGGGGACAUGUGAUUCUGGAGCCGUUAGCAUUGAGUAAACCCCGGUCGGAAUCGCCCAGCAGCUGCCUCCAAGGCCCGGUGUCCUCAAGCACGUCCGCAUCUUCCCUGAGCCCGGAUCCGGACAGCCACGUGGCGGCCGCCAAUUUGUUCUCUCGCGUGCCGACUGAGGACGGGCAGGCAUUGUACGACAUGUCCGAGUUGCCCCCCCUCCGGCCCCUGCGAAAACGAACCCCCCAGGAGGAGACCUCGGCCCCUGAGAGCCCCCCCUUCUCGCCCAGCUUUUCCUCCCCCAUGUCCUUUGUGUCUGCGCAAUCGUUCCCGCUUUCGCCCGGGUCGAGCCCCUCGCUUUCUCCCUCCCCCUCUUUUGAGUUUGCUACUGGCGGGGGGCAAGAAUUGGGCUCGCUGGCACCCCCCCCUAGCCCACUUAGCUCCUGUCAAAGCCCCAGCCGGCAUGUCGCCAUGGGCCUCAUCGAUCCGUUUGCAGAGCUCGGCGGCCGCUCUGCCCCCCCUGAAACGAACACCAAUUCGCACCCCCCGAAAUCAGAUAAGUGUACCAUAGACACUCACCCCCCCGCAGCGUGCAAAAAGCCCGCGCGCAUACGAAUCGGUCCGCUCGAGUAUUUGAAGGGGGGUUCGAGCGCGCUACCGUGCGUGGAGGACCUGUUAGAUAAGAACCGGGCGAAGAAGCCGUUCUGGGCCAAGGGAGCGGACCUGGUCGGGUACUCGGUGGGCAGCCUUGGGAAACCGAUGCUUGCGUUCCAGCCCGGAUGGGCGCCCCCGCUGCGAACGCAGGUCGUGCAUUCAAUAAUCCCGCAAGCAGCUACGCAGUCCCUUCUCGCUGCGUGCGCCGCCCACAACACCAGCCUGUACGGGGCCCUCUCCGCGUCCUGCUUCAAGGCCGUGGCCGCCAGCAAAAAGACGGGGCCCUGUCCGGAGACGUACGGCAUCACGACCAUGGUCAACUGCCGCGCGGAGCUGCGCGCGCCGAUGCGCGAGACGGACGUCGGGUUCUUCCAUUCCGCUCUGAUGCACCACCAUUCCGUCGCGGAACCGACGGAGCUGUGGGAGCUUGCGGGGCGGUGCUCCGCGACGCUGGAGAAGGCGUUGCAGGAGGACAAGCAGUUCAAAGACAUGGGCGUGCUCAACAUGCUCUUCUACCAGGCGAUGCAGCACCCCAACCUGACGCCCCAGUCGUCCAUGCGGACGUCCGUGCUGUGCGCCUUCGCGUCGAGCGUCCACGUGCCGCUGCCCACGACGAGCAAACUAGAGUUGACAGAAAUCAUAGGGUGCGCCUCGGUGCACGGCGUCGGGCCGUGCAUCGGCAUAUUUAGCUUCAUGAUAAACGGCAACCUGCACUAUUGUUUAGCCUUCCCGGCCCCCCUGUUCUCGCGGGAACAGGUGGCCUGGGUCAAUGAGCGGAUGCGCGAAAUGCUUACAAGCUGCGCGGACAAUAUGAAUGCGGAUUAAGGUUGUUAUACAUAUGCGUAGCGAGAUUGAAAAGACCGGCAUGAGUUGAGGCUAUAGAGACUGGUUGGCAAACUGCGCGUAAGAGACUGAAGUGUGUGGAGUUUUGACAGUCACAUGUUGACAGGUACAAUUGCAACCGCACUUUCACGCAUACAAUCACAGUAAUGAAGAUUGUCACCGACCUGGAAUUUCGAGUGGAAGCUGUGUU